This is a messenger RNA of Ipomoea triloba (trilobed morning glory), 828 nucleotides long. RefSeq lists its product as uncharacterized. Bases 100 to 819 code for a protein of 239 amino acids. NCBI's taxonomy places the organism in Eukaryota, Viridiplantae, Streptophyta, Magnoliopsida, Solanales, Convolvulaceae. The transcript is spliced from 2 exons. The record is from RefSeq and is a predicted model, not a curated record.
CAAAAAGCUCUUCAACAUGGACAGAGUUCACAAACAAUCUAUUUGGCGAUUAUGGAGGAAUGGGAUCUGGAAGUCAUUCCCCGACACUAGGGAGGCUUUAUGCUUGGGAGAAAAAGAUGUAUGAAGAGGUUAAGGAUGGGACGAUAUAAAGAGAUGGCUAAGAAAUCCAAACAUGAUCAUGGAGAAUCUAGUAGAUCAAGAGCACGACCCCAAGUUGCAGUUUCACAAGCUCCACAGGAGCGAGGAUCAAGGUCGCUUAGGCACUUGACACCUCUUCAGCGCACUCUGGUGGAUGAUUAUAAAAGCAAGCAGUUAUGUGUCGGUCGUUUCUUUGAUGAUAAUAUUCUGACAGAGUUUGGUUGCCUGAACGAAAUUAAUGGACUGAUAAGGCACCCUCAACUCCACCGUUUAUUCGAGUGGAGAGGACCAACAUAUGCGCCAGUGACUUAUGAAUUUUUGGCGACACUUGAGAUCAGAAAGGAAGUUAAUAAUGCGAGGGAGUCCAUCUCGUUCAGAUUGUUUGGCAAUCAUUACAGCUUAUCGGUUAACACUUUAGGUGUUACUCUUGGAUUUCACACUGCCAAGAGCAUUUCUUUACCAUACUUCAGGAACUUUAAGGAUGAUUUCGAUUCGGAGGUUGUAGUUGUUCAGUACUGGAAGAGCAUAACUAACAAUGCAGCUUACAACUCCUCCAACCUCAAGGCAAAGCUCAUCACUAGGAAUGCUUUGAAGGCUAUCAGAUUGGCCUUUGCAGUUAAUCUCUCUGGUAGGACCACCAACCGAAACAAAGUCUACAAGCAAGAUCUAUUUUACAUGUGAUGUAUGGAG